Molecule: messenger RNA, 546 nt
Organism: Gloeophyllum trabeum ATCC 11539
Lineage: Eukaryota; Fungi; Basidiomycota; Agaricomycetes; Gloeophyllales; Gloeophyllaceae
Exons: 4
Coding region: 1-546 (181 amino acids)
Biological process (GO): Golgi organization; Golgi vesicle transport; lysosomal transport
Cellular component (GO): membrane; EARP complex; GARP complex
Source: RefSeq, a predicted model, not a curated record
AUGUCUAACCUGCCUGUGUCUCCCAUCACGCCCUCUAAACGCCUACCCCCGCCAUCGCCACUGCGAUCUGCAACGCUUCCAGUACCACCGACAUCCCCGCUUCCAGGUGAUAGAGAGCGCAAGCAGAGCAGCAGGGCAAGGGAUCUACUCAGGAAGCACUAUGGACUCGGAGUCGGUGUGCCGCAGCCCAGUGGCAAAGAGAGAGAUCCGAUGGACUUGGAUUCGCCAGCAUUUGACGCGAAGGCAUAUUAUGACCAGUUAAUCACGACCGCUUCCUUGCCUACUCUGCUUAGACGCGAGAACGAGCUGUUAUCUGGUUUAGAAAUCCGUCAAUUAGAUAGCGAACGCCAAGCCUUGGUAUACAACCACCAUCAUGAACUCAUUGCUGCCAGCGACACGAUAGCUGCUAUGAAAACACGCGCGGAGUCCCUGGACCCCGAUCUUGACCGCCUCCGCGAGAUCUUCUCGGAAAUAUCUAGGCUGGGAGCGGAUGUAGCAGUCGAGACGGAGCAGGUGCCACCGCACUGUGAAGCGGACAAGUCAUAA